This is a messenger RNA of Phaeodactylum tricornutum CCAP 1055/1, 2050 nucleotides long. RefSeq lists its product with no specific name. Gene Ontology annotation, cellular component: nucleus; cytoplasm. The record is from RefSeq and is a predicted model, not a curated record. Lineage: Eukaryota; Bacillariophyta; Bacillariophyceae; Surirellales; Neidiaceae. The transcript has 3 exons. Gene Ontology annotation, biological process: protein autophosphorylation; peptidyl-serine phosphorylation; intracellular signal transduction. Gene Ontology annotation, molecular function: calmodulin binding; calcium/calmodulin-dependent protein kinase activity; ATP binding. The coding region runs from base 328 to 2028 and encodes 566 amino acids.
ACAGUCGUGCGCAUACUACCAGGGGAUCCACAUACCUACACAAAGUGACACACACACACUCUCGUACCUUGCUGUUUGUGAAUCUCCCCCACUGGAACGACUGUUUGGCAAAAUCAACAACAAAUCCCCUCGCAUCGACUGGAACAAGUGAAAACGAUCUGCCCGAGUGCAAUUCCGAGAAUAUCUCAGUAUCAGCAUACCGCCAAAUCGUUUGUAGUUCUACAGCGACUUUGUUUUUUUGGCUUUCUCGAGACACUUGAGGAAACUCGUCGAUUUGUAGAACGAGUCUUUUUUCCUCUCGGCGUCGCAAUCACAAACUGGACUUCAAUGGGAAACGAACCAUCGAAAAAGGCAGGUCGAAAUUCAUCAGCACCGUCGACUUCGACAGCCACCACAACAAAGACGAACACCUCAAAGGAUAAGCACAAGCCGGCUCACGGCUCUAAGCAUGUCAGUAUAAACCCGGGGGACAUAAAGAACGAAACCUCUACUCUCCCGGCCGGUAACAAAACCGCCAAACCAAAAUUGCGCAUGGACGAAUCCGCGCAUACCUUUGCCCCCAGCACGGCGAGUGCCUCGGGUCACUACCGCCGGGGAUCGUCGCCCGUCAUGAUUACCGACGCCCUUUCCGAUGUUCGCGUGAACUAUCACAUUGAACCCAAGGAACUAGGACACGGUCAUUACGGGGUGGUGCGAAAAUGUAUGCACCGUGAUUCCGGAGAAUGGUACGCAAUCAAGAGUAUUCGAAAAUCGAAAGUGUCCAAAAUUGAGGUAUUGAAACGAGAAAUUGCUAUCCUGAAAGAAGUCCAACACCCGCACAUAAUCGAGCUGCACGAAGUUUACGAAGACGAACGUUAUCUGCAUUUGAUUACGGAAAUUUGCACCGGUGGGGAACUCUUUGAUCGGAUUAUUGCCAAAACGCAAUCCGCCGAAGGACACUUUUCGGAACACGAUGCGGCCGUCCUGGUGCGAGACAUUCUCGACGCUAUUCGCUACUGCCACGACGAAAAGGGCAUUGUUCAUCGCGAUUUAAAACCGGAAAAUUUCCUCUUUCUCACGGAAGCAGAGGAUGCACCCGUCAAGAUUAUUGAUUUUGGGUUGUCCCGGCACGAGACAGACAUGGGUAUCAUGCAAACCAAGGUAGGGACACCCUACUACGUCGCGCCAGAAGUUUUGAGACGGGAGUACACCAAUUCCUGUGAUAUUUGGUCGAUCGGUGUCAUUACGUACAUCUUACUGUGCGGCUACCCACCCUUUUAUGGUGAAUCCGACACGCAAAUAUUUGAAUCGGUCAAAGUGGGCAAGUUUGACUUUCCGUCACCCGAAUGGGACGAAAUCAGCCAGUCGGCGAAAGAUUUCGUGCUGAUUAUGCUCAAGAAGAGUCCCAUGGAUCGACCUACGGCUGCCGCUGCCCUUAAGCAUCGAUGGCUCAAGGAACAGCUCGGACGCAAGGAACUGGCCACCUCUAGCAUUUCUCAUGCAAGCGUUCGGACGGGAGAGUUUACCAAGUAUUUGGCGAUGAAAAAGUUGAGAAAGGCGGCUCUCGGUUAUAUUGCGUCGAACCUGACACAAACCGAGGUGGGACAUUUGGCGGAAUUGUUCAAAACCAUGGACAAAAACGAUGACGGUCACGUUUCACUAGCCGAACUAGAUGAAGCUAUUGCUAAGGGAAGCUUCAAUAAGGAAAUUCGAGACGAUCUCAGGGAGAUGCGGCACGAAUUGACCUUGUCGGACGAAGAGACUAUUGAUUACCGAGACUUUUUGGCUGCAACCAUGGAUCGCAGUCUAGCAAUGCGCGAGGAGAAUAUGAAAAUGGCUUUUGAGCAUUUCAAGCGUUCUGACGCCGACUAUCUGACUCUGGAAGAUUUUGCCGAUUUCUUUGGUGGAGAAGCGCACGCUAAGGAGAUCUUGAGUCUGUUGGAUGCCAACGGAGAUGGGAAGGUAUCGUUCGAUGACUUUCGAAGAGUUAUUGCCGAAAGCAUGGAGGACGACGAAGAUGAAACUGAGAAUGGGGAAGUCAUUGGGUAACAGUAAAUGUAACGUAACGCAC